Messenger RNA from Equus quagga, 1338 nucleotides. RefSeq names its product zinc finger protein 580 (gene ZNF580). Lineage: Eukaryota; Metazoa; Chordata; Mammalia; Perissodactyla; Equidae. Gene Ontology annotation, molecular function: RNA polymerase II cis-regulatory region sequence-specific DNA binding; DNA-binding transcription activator activity, RNA polymerase II-specific. The coding region runs from base 402 to 920 and encodes 172 amino acids. Gene Ontology annotation, cellular component: nucleus. The record is from RefSeq and is a predicted model, not a curated record. Gene Ontology annotation, biological process: regulation of transcription by RNA polymerase II. The transcript has 2 exons.
GGGCCGCGGGGUACCCAGAAGGCAGGCAGUGGAGGAGCCUUAGACAUGUAGACGUGAAACCGAGACGAUGGGUUAGGUAGUGGGGCCAGGAUGUCGAGACCCGAGGGUGCUGAGCGUAGGAACUGGAUGGAGGAGCCCCGAGCGAAAGUGGGGAAUUGGGUUAGUGGGGCUCUGGGGAUGUACCUAGAGAGGAAACGAAGAGAGGCCACGGAUGUAACUAGCGAUGGGGAGGCCCUCAGGGCGCCUAGUGGGGAUGGAGAGCUAGGAGGGCGUGGGGGCCAGAGACGGAGGCUGCUGCGGUGGUCCUGCGGGGAGAGGAUGCCACCUGAGCCGGGGCUGAGAGGAAGCGACCCAAAGGGCCCGGGUGUGAAACGAGAGGCCGUGAAGAUCUGCCGCUCCAGAUGCUGCUGCUGCCGCCGCGGCCACCCCACCCUCGGUCUUCCUCUCCGGAGGCCAUGGACCCACCGCCCCCCAAGACUCCCCCUUUCCCCAAGACGGAAGGCCCUUCCUCUACUCCUUCCUCAGCGGCGGGGCCCCGGCCCCCGCGGCUGGGCCGCCACCUGCUCAUCGACGCCAACGGGGUGCCCUACACAUACACGGUGCAGCUGGAGGAGGAGCCCCGGGGCCCGCCGCAGCGCGAGGCACCCCCGGGAGACCCCAGCCCUCGCAAGGGCUACAGCUGCCCGGAGUGCGCCCGUGUCUUUGCCAGCCCUCUGCGGCUGCAGAGCCACCGCGUGUCGCACUCGGACCUCAAGCCCUUCACGUGCGGCGCCUGCGGCAAGGCCUUCAAGCGCUCCAGCCACCUGUCGCGGCACCGCGCCACGCACCGCGCGCGCGCCGGCCCGCCGCACACCUGCCCGCUCUGCCCCCGCCGCUUCCAGGACGCCGCGGAGCUGGCGCAGCACGUGCGCCUCCACUGAGUCCCCGACCCGCCGAGCUGCGCCGCCCUGUGCGGGCCGCCACGCCACUCCCACACACCUCCCUGCCUCUGCUGAGGGUACUGUCUUACCCUGGGUCUCAGUUUCCCCAUCUAUCCAAAGGGAGAGACAUUCCUUCCUUCUUUCCUUCCCUCUCUCCCUAGCUGUGUGAUGUAGACCGAGUCGUUGCCCUUCCCUGGGCCUGGGAGCCAGUCGGAACUGGGUUCCCGGUCCAGCUGUGCUGUGUGAGCCUUUGCAAGUGACAUAACCUUUCUGAGCCUUGGUUUUCUGCUCGGCAGUGGUGAACGGUUGUCUGCGCGGUAGAUUUGACAAGAGCAUUGGCACGGUCUGGUUCAUUUCUGUAUCUGCCCCCUUCCAUCCACUACCCUCACUCUUUACUCAAUAAACAUUCCACACUCCA